This is a messenger RNA of Rotaria sp. Silwood1, 615 nucleotides long. The record is from the annotation of a GenBank genome assembly. Lineage: Eukaryota; Metazoa; Rotifera; Eurotatoria; Philodinida; Philodinidae.
AUGGCAAACAACAAUUACACAUAUGAAUACAUAAAUGAAGAAUCCAUUAAUUGUGAAUUAAUAUGCAAUAUUUGUUAUAAACCAUUUGCUGAACCAAUUUCUACUCCAUGUAAUCAUAAAUUUUGUCAUCAUUGCAUCAAACAAUGGAUUGACAUGAAAAAAACAUCAUGUCCGAUAUGUCGUUGUCAAAUAAAAUCCAUUAAUCAAUGUAUACAAGUUAGUCCUCAUUUACAAAAUCUUCUUGAUCAACUUCCAAUUAAAUGCUUUGUAUGUGGUGAUUUACAAUUAAAACGAAUUGAUUUUAAUGAUCAUAUUAAUAAAGCCUGUCCAAAAAUUAAUGUUUUAUGCUCAGCUGCUGACAUCAAAUGUCCAUGGAUAGGAACACGUGAAGAACUUGAAAAACAUAUUUCAACAUGCAAAUUCGCACCAUUAAGGUCAAUACUUGCUCAAAUGAUUUCUGAAAAUGAACAAUUGAAUAUUAAAUAUGAACAAUUGAAUAUUCAAAAUGAACAACUUUAUAUUCAAAAGCAACAGCUUUAUAUUAAAAAGCAACAGCUUUAUAUUCAAAAGCAACAACGUGGUCUAAUUAAAGAACAAAUUAUGAAGAAUAACUGA